This is a messenger RNA of Paramecium pentaurelia, 755 nucleotides long. Lineage: Eukaryota; Ciliophora; Oligohymenophorea; Peniculida; Parameciidae. The record is from the annotation of a GenBank genome assembly.
AUGAAAGAAUUAGAAGUCAAUCAAAAAACAGAAGUUAUAGCACUAAAAAUAGUAAUUAUGAAUCAACUAAAACAUCAUUUCAAGAAAAUAUAUCUCUCAAAGUAUUUGUUGAACAUUUAAUCUUCUUUAGAAUUAACUCUAUAUAUUAUAAGAAUAAUUGAAUAAUGAGAAAUAAAGAACUAAUUAAUUAGAAAUAGUAAUCAAAAAGUUAAAAUCUUCUCUACUUUAAUAAGAUAAGUAUGUUUUAUAAAUAUUUUUUGAGUAUCGAGAGAUUUGUUGUCUAAAUGUGAAGAAAAAAUAUAAAUUAUUAUUGAGAAAGAUUAACUCAUUAAAUAAUUAUAAGAAUAAAUGAAAUCUUUGCAAACUGAGAAUGACCAUUUACAAACUACAUUAUCAGAAUUUUAAGAUGUAUAAAUUAAUAAUAUUUACAGUUAGAAUUAACUAUAAAUUAAUUAACAUCUUCUUAUAAUUCAAUAGCUCCUAAUAUGGUAGAUUAAUAAUCAAUUCUUGAAUAAUGCUUAGAUUAUUUGAAUUCAUUAACUAAAUUGAUAAAUCCCAUUUUAUAUGGAUCAUAGCCCUAACUCUAAGAUCUUUUCAAAACAAAAUAAAAAUUUAAACCUAGAAAAAAAUUCUAAAUAACUGAAUUAUGUGAGAAUAAUAUGAAGCAUAUUUAGGAUAUAGAAAAAUAAUUAGUUCACAUUCUAGACUUAAUAGAUUAAAAAUUUAUAAAUGAGCUUGCUUAAUAUAUUAAAUGA